ACCUGGGACACUCGAGGAGGCACACGAGGUGUAAAGUGGACGGGUGCCUCGCACCACCGCCUCUCCUGAGGGCGCGUACUGACCAGGAUGUCAGACAAGCUCAAGGAACGCAAAAGAACCCCCGUUUCCCACAAAGUGAUAGAAAAGCGAAGGAGGGACCGGAUUAACCGCUGCUUGAACGAGCUGGGCAAGACGGUGCCCAUGGCCCUGGCGAAGCAGAGUUCCGGGAAGCUGGAGAAGGCGGAGAUCCUCGAGAUGACCGUCCAGUACCUGAGAGCCCUGCACUCCGCUGAUUUUCCCCGGGGAAGGGAAAAAGCAGACCUGCUAGCAGAGUUUGCCAACUACUUCCACUACGGCUACCACGAGUGCAUGAAGAACCUGGUGCAUUACCUCACCACCGUGGAGCGGAUGGAGACCAAGGACACCAAGUACGCACGCAUCCUCGCCUUCUUGCAGUCCAAGGCCCGCUUGGGCGCCGAGCCCGCCUUCCAGCCGCUGGGUUCUCUCCCGGAGCCAGAUUUCUCCUAUCAGCUGCACCCGGCGGGGCCCGAGUUUGCGGGCCACAGCCCCGGUGAGGCCGCCGUAUUCCCGCAGGGCGCGGCUCCCGGGCCCUUCUCCUGGCCGCACGGCGCGGCCCGCAGCCCAGCGCUGCCCUACCUGCCUAGCGCGCCCCUGCCGCUCCCGAGCCCGGCGCAGCAGCACAGCCCCUUCCUGGCGCCGGUGCAGAGCCUGGACCGGCACUACCUCAACCUGAUCGGCCACGCCCACCCCAACGCCCUCAACCUGCACACGCCCCAGCACCCCCAGCUGCUCUGACGCCGACUCGCCUGCCAGAUUUCUCUGCGCU
Molecule: messenger RNA, 847 nt
Organism: Ceratotherium simum simum (southern white rhinoceros)
Lineage: Eukaryota; Metazoa; Chordata; Mammalia; Perissodactyla; Rhinocerotidae
Source: RefSeq, a predicted model, not a curated record